AUGGACGACCCCGCCUGGGAUGCACCAAGUGUUAAGACUUUGCUACGCCUCACGAGCCAGAAACUAGGUCAAAUUCAAGACCGAAAAGAUGCCCAGAGUCAAAUUACACGACGGGAUAUUGCUACUUUGUUGCAGCAAGACAACGUUGGGCUGGCCCGAGCUAAGGCACAGAACGCCAUUCUGGAAGACUCAAAGGGGGAUCUACUAGAGCUCCUCGAGAUGUAUGUAGGGAUGCUAUUGGAGCAUUUCGGCCAGCUGGAGCAGGGCUACGGGGUUGCUUCCCCACCAGAUGGUAAAAGUCCUUCGCCUAGUCCCAUUGUUACGGAGGCGGCGUCUUCCAUAAUAUUCGCGGCACCACAUACAGAAUCCAAAGAGCUCAACACCGUACGGGAUAUCCUCAUACAACGGCUCGGGCCUGACUUCGCGCGCGCGGUGGCUGGUAAUCGCGACAAUUAUGUCCCACCAAAGGUCGUAUCUGCCCUGUCGACCCCGCCCCCAUCUGCCGCGAAGCUGGAUGAUUACCUUCUGAAUAUAGCCAAGAUAUAUCGCAUUAACUGGGAACCAGACUUGCGUCGACAGGACACUGUGGAUCCCUUGUCAGAAAUCAUGGAUCCUGAGUUGACACCGGUUGUUGACCUUCCCAGGUUGCGCAAGCUGUGCAUGCAUGGUAUCCCCGAUGAGCCUGUCUGGCUUCGUCCGCGCCUAUGGAAGCUCCUUCUUGGGUUCCUACCCGUCGUCAAAUCUUCGUGGUCAACAGAACAUCAAAAGUACCGUGAAAGUUAUUAUGAUUUGAUACGCAGACUCUUACCUCCAAUAGUAGGAUCACCGCCCCCCUUAACACCUCCCAACUCUUCCGACUCCCUUCUACUCAUGGUGCAUAAACACUUGCUCUAUGUCGCUCCCGGUUUAUUUGCCGGGCUUGAGACUGGCCCAGAAGACGUCGAACGAUGUCCUCUCGAUCCAUCGGCCCCGGAGGAUAUACAAAUCUCCUGCGCUACAGCGUUGGACGAUCGCCUAGUGAAGCUCCUUGGUCCAGCGGAGGUUGUACCGUCAACACCAGAAAUACGACUGGAGCACGACUCCAGCGACUCACCCUCGAUGUCCACUCAUGACUCUGCCGAAUCUUGGAUAAGUCGCUCGACGACGUUGCUACCCUCAAAGCCGAUCGGGAUCGCGGACGUUCAUCCUAAACACGCGUCAGCACUUCUCCGCCUGCUGUACCUUCACUGUAGUAUCAACCCCGGCACACGGUCUCCCUACGUCCCGUCGCUUCUGGUACCAAUGUAUGCGGUUAUGUGUUUCGAGGUGGAGCCUCGGGACGUCCCUCAUAUUGAGGCCGAUACCUUCUGGCUGUUCGAAGCGAUGCUAGGCGAGUUCUCGGAGUUGGAGGACGAGGAAGGCGGUCGUGUAUGGACAAAAAGGCUGAGCGAGAGGCUUACGUGGGCUGACCAGGAUUUGUCUGACACUCUGAACGCGAAAGGACUGGAUCCUGCACUCCCGCAUUAUUCCUAUCGAUGGCUGGCUCCGAUCCUAACACAAACACUGCCUCUGUCCUCUUUCAUACUCGUUUGGGAUGCUUUGUUCGCCUGCGCGAUGAGAGACAAGCAAGCGAACCCCAAGAUCGAACAUUUACUGGACAUAUGUACGGCAAUGCUAAUCAGGGCCAGGAAGCCCCUCUUCCACCUUGGUAAGGGAGUCGACCACCCGGGUUUGUGGGGCGAUGAAAGUGAUGCGAUCCCGCCUCCACCACUUCCACGAGCAUGGGAGUUUGAGGAUGCCUUUCGCGAUGGUGUUUCACUCCUACAGAACUAUCCUAUCGAGGCGGCUGGAGGCAUAGAGAGGAUCUUGCAGACUGCCGCUGAGCUGUCGAAAAGGCGGAUAGAAGAAACGAAAGCGGUCAAGUCGGAAAGUCUCACCCUCGGUGAACGAUUACGGGUGUCCAUGUGGAAGGGCUUCACCAACCAGGUUUCAUCUCCUAAUGAGUCGCCAGAACGGUCGCCUUCGCCAGAGGAACUGCAGGAAACUAGUGAAGAGGAAAGCUCUUCGGAGGACGAUGGCAACGCCACCGAGAGGCCUUCGCGGGACGAACCUCCUGCACAGGAAGGUAUUACAUCUCGCUUGGCUACCACAGUGUGGAGAGGUAUCACGAACCAGUCGUCCAUGGAACCCCCUCCGUCGCCGGUCCCGCCUCCAUCUCCCUUGGAUUCAGCCCAUGAUACGGAGUCUACACAUCCUUCAAGUGUCGGUCCAGAUACGCCAACGAGUCCUACUGGCUCAUCAGGAUUCUGGAAAUACGCAGAGAAACUUAAGGAUUCUGAUACAGUCGCAACGCUAUCAAAGGUCAGCAGCAACUGGAGAGCCAAAAGCCUGUUGGGUUCUUGGGGAUCACGGAGUACACCAAGUAGCCCCUUCCUGUCGCCUAAUUCAGCGUUGAGCGGGAGUUCGUCAAGCGAACCACCGGAGAUGCCUCCUCCCCGCGUCGACGAGUCAAGGCGCGGAUCAUUACCUCCAGCGGCGACAGUUUAUUCUCCUCCCCCUCGGCCUGCCUUCUUUCGCCAGCCGAGAGACAGUUUCCUCCCGCAUUCUCGCAAAAGCCCUCUACUCUCUCUGCCCAACAGCCCCGAAAACACUGACUCCGAAAGUAUCGGCAGGGGGCAGCGAUUGCAAGCAUCAUUGAUGGCUUUGACGAGUGGUUCCCCUGAUCCUCCCCGAAAGUCAGGUCCACGGCCCCUGCUACUUGGUUCGUCUUCCGUAGUAACAGCUUCCCCUCGUAUUCCUCGAUCUACCACGAGUACUCCUGCACCCGAAUUCCGCCCAGGACUUGAAGCCGCUAGACAUCUGCAUCGGGAUUCGCAGUCGUCUAUAUCAUCCUUCUCCUUGUCGCCGGCAGAGGGCUUCGGUCGUCUGCAUACUCAGGAACGAAGUAAUGGAUGGGAUUCAGAUACACUUAGUCGUGUUGUACCGCUGAAUCGCAAGUCAGUGUCUCCCAUGGCCCCUGGCUCUCGUAUCCUCGGCCCUCCGCCUUCGGGAUAUUCUUCCGCCUCUGAUAGAGGCGUCACUAGCCCUCCCUUAGCGACUGGAAUUCCUUCAGCAGAACAUCACGGUUGGACUCAAGUGGAUUCACCGACUGCAACGUCUGCCCCGAAGACCCCGGCCUCGACGUCUGGGGAUACCGCCAUGAUUUCUGUCGUGGAUGACUUUGACAACGGGGCUGCCCCCAUAGAGGAACACGUCGUCCAAUUUGACCAACCAACGAGGAGAAUCAUACGGAAGAAAACUCCACCCCCAUCAGCAUUCAUGGAUCAGACCUCAGACUCCUCAUCAACGCCUGCAAUACCGAGGAGUAACCGCGUAAAGAGUCGACGGUCAGCCCGACCAGGAAAUUUACGUUUACAAGAACCCACUGAACGAAGAGGCUCUAGCCCAAACAGCCUUGUGGUGGAGUGGCCAACAGAACACGACUUGGCGUCUACACCUAAAGCAUCCAACUUUGAACCUGGGUAUAAGCCCGUUUCCCCUGUGUCAGUGUCGCCUCGUUCACCUAGGCGAAUGCGCAAAGUCUCUGGAGAACUUGUUGAGCCGCGACCUCGUAAACUCUCAGCUGAGAUACCGGAAACUCGCGUUCGCAAGGUGUCUACGGGCUCUCGUGGUCGUAAAACUUCGACGGACAAGGACAUUCAUCGCAAGGAACGCGAUAGUGCAGCUGAAGAGGGUGAUGACGAAGGUUAUGAUGAUUUAUUGAGCGCAUACGAAAGUGAAGGGGGCUACAAAUCUGCUGAAUAG
This is a messenger RNA of Pleurotus ostreatus (oyster mushroom), 3783 nucleotides long. RefSeq lists its product as uncharacterized. The record is from RefSeq and is a predicted model, not a curated record. Lineage: Eukaryota; Fungi; Basidiomycota; Agaricomycetes; Agaricales; Pleurotaceae. The transcript has 11 exons. Gene Ontology annotation, biological process: protein transport. Bases 1 to 3783 code for a protein of 1260 amino acids.